CGGGACGGCGAGCGAGGGCGACGGGCGGCUUCCCGAAGGGACACUCGGCGGCCCCGGCACCUGCUGGCGCGAUCGCCUCCUCCCGAGCGGCGUCCCCGGUGUCCCUCUCGACAACCUUGGCGACAGCCUCCUCCUCCCGCCCGGCCGGAGGGCGGGGCCUGCGUGCCCCCCACCCCAUCCCCCCCCCCCAGCCGAGCCCACCCGGCGCGUCCGUAGGUCCGUCGGUCCGUCGGUCCGGGCGUCCGGCGCGCUCGGCUGCCCGCGGGGAAGGAAGGCCCGGCCUGGACGCGGAGCCGCCGCCGCAGGGCGGCUUCUGGGAAGAGUCGGCUCGGUCGGUAACUCAGUUUGAAGGACAGAUGCGGAUUCGAGAGCUGGGACUGCAUGAAGCCGGGAGAUGGGGAGACGGCACAGCUGAGUCAGGGCCCACCAGCCCGGGCUGCUGAGAGGAGAGGAGGGCCGUGCUCUCGGGAUGUCCCAGGCCUAGGCGACAUGGAGGGAGACCUGGAAUGCUCUAACUCUUCCCCGGAAAAGCGCUACUUCCCUGAGUCCCUGGACUCCAGCGACGGGGACGGGGAUGGGGUCUUGGCCUGCGAGGACCUGGAACUCAACCCUUUCGACGGCCUGCCAUACUCGUCGAGUUACUACAAACUUCUGAAAGAGAGAGAAGACCUUCCGAUCUGGAAGGAGAAGUACUCCUUCAUGGAGCACCUGCUGCAGAACCAGGUGGUCAUCAUCUCGGGAGAGGCCAGGUGUGGCCGGAGCUCUCAGGUCCCUCAGUGGUGCGCCGAGUACUGUCUGUCCAUCCACUACCAGCACGGGGGCGUGGUGUGCACGCAGGCGCACAAGCAGACGGCAGUCCAGCUGGCCCUGCGGGUGGCCGAUGAAAUGGACGUGAACCUGGGCCACGAGGUCGGCUACGCCAUCCCUUUUGAGAACUGCUGCUCCAGCGAGACCAUCCUGAGGUACUGCACGGACGACGUGCUGCAGAGAGAGAUGAUGUCCGACCCGUUUCUGGGCAGCUACGGCGUCGUCGUCCUGGACGACCUGCAGGAAAGGAGCAUCGCCAGCGACGUGCUGCUGGGGCUGCUCAGGGACGUGCUGCUGGCCAGGCCGGAGCUCAAGCUGGUCCUCAACUGCCCGCCGCACCUGCUGAGCCGGCUGAGCGGCUACUACGGGGCCGGCGCGCCCCUGAUCGCCGUGCGGGGCAGACACCCCGUGGAGGUCGUGCACCUGGCCGGGCCGCAGCAGGAGCCCUUCCAGGCCGUCCUGCGCCUCCUCUUCGACAUCCACGGCUCCGGCGAGAAGGGCGACGUGGUGGUCUUCCUGGCCUGCGAGCAGGACAUCGAGAAGGCCUACGAGCUGGUGUGCCGGGAGGGCUCCCGCCUGGACCCGGGCCUCGGCGAGCUGCUGGUGGUGCCCCUGUACCCACGGGAGAGCCGCGUGGUGCUCAAGCCCCCGGAGGACGUGGAGAAGCGCGGCCCGGCGCCGCCGCGGAGGGUGGUGCUGACGACCAGCUCCGGGGAGUCGCUCAUCUGGAGCCCCUCCUUCAGAUUCGCCAUCGACCUGGGCAUGGAGCGCAGGAGGGUGUACAACCCCCGGAUCCGCGCAGACUCACUGGUGCUGCAGCCCAUCAGCCAGAGCCAGGCGGACACACGCAGGCAGGUGCUGGGCGCCACGGCCUCAGGCAAGCUGUUCCGCCUGUACUCCGAGGACUUUGCCGCCAAGGACAUGCGGCCGCUGAAGCCGGCGGAGAUGCAGGAGGCCAACCUCACCAGCACCGUGCUCUUCAUGAAGAGGGUGGACAUCGCUGGCCUGGGCCACUGCGACUUCAUCAACAGGCCAGCCCCCGAGAGCUUGAUGCAGGCUCUGGAAGACCUCGACUACCUGGCAGCGCUGGACGACGACGGGAACCUGUCCGAGUUUGGGAUCAUCAUGUCCGAGUUCCCUCUGGACCCUCAGCUGUCCAAGUCCGUCCUGGCAUCCUGCGAGUUUGACUGCGUGGACGAGAUGCUGACCAUCGCGGCCAUGGUCACAGCUCCCAGCUGCUUCGCGCGGCUGCCGCAGGGGACGGAGGCGGCGGCGCUGGCUGCGUGGAAGGCGUUCCUGCACCCCGAAGGCGACCACUUCACGCUCGUCAACAUCUACAAGGCCUACCAGGACGCCGUGCUGAGCGCCGCCAGCGAGCACUGCGUGGAGAGGUGGUGUCAGGACCGCUUCCUCAGCGCCCCCGCGCUGCGCACGGCCGAGGUCGUCCGGGCCGAGCUGGCGGAGACCGUGAAGCGCAUCGAGCUGCCCUACGCCGAGCCCGCCUUCGGCUCCCAGGAGAACGCGCUCAACAUCAAGAAAGCCCUGGUCUCCGGCUACUUCAUGCAGAUCGCGCGGGACGUGGACGGCUCCGGGAACUACCUGAUGCUGACGCACAAGCACGUGGCCCAGCUGCACCCGCUGUCGGGGUACGCGCUCACCGGGACGCUGCCCGAGUGGGUGCUCUUCCACGAGUUCAGCAUCUCGGACCACAACUACAUCCGCGUCACCUCAGGCCUCUCGCCGGAGCUGUUCGUGCAGCUGGCGCCGCAGUACUACUUCAGCAACCUGCCGCCCGGCGAGAGCAAGGACAUGCUGCAGCGGGUCAUGGGCCGGCUGGGCCCCGAGGCGGCGGACAGCGAGGACGGGUGCAGGGGCGAGGCCGGCGAGCCCGGCCCCCACACGGAUGCGGAGCCCGUGGAGCAGCGGUGCAGCGUCCAGUGACACCCAGCCCUUCCC
Messenger RNA from Erinaceus europaeus (western European hedgehog), 2763 nucleotides. RefSeq names its product DEAH-box helicase 32 (putative) (gene DHX32). Gene Ontology annotation, cellular component: spliceosomal complex; intracellular anatomical structure. The coding region runs from base 382 to 2748 and encodes 788 amino acids. The transcript is spliced from 12 exons. The record is from RefSeq and is a predicted model, not a curated record. Gene Ontology annotation, molecular function: RNA binding. Lineage: Eukaryota; Metazoa; Chordata; Mammalia; Eulipotyphla; Erinaceidae.